Molecule: messenger RNA, 1110 nt
Organism: Grosmannia clavigera kw1407
Lineage: Eukaryota; Fungi; Ascomycota; Sordariomycetes; Ophiostomatales; Ophiostomataceae
Product: taurine catabolism dioxygenase family protein
Exons: 5
Coding region: 1-1110 (369 amino acids)
Molecular function (GO): oxidoreductase activity
Source: RefSeq, a predicted model, not a curated record
AUGCUGAGCGCGGCAGACUUGAAGGCCAUCAAUGAGGCUCUAGUGACUUUCAAAGCUCUUGAACUCGCCGGCCACGAAGUUUCCAAAGAAACGUUUCCAUUGCCGAACGAUUUAAGCGAAAGACUCUCUUCUGCUGCCUAUGAGGUUCACCGGGGCCGUGGCCUUUGCCAGAUCCAAGGCUUGGAUCCUACGCUUUACUCGGAGGCCGACAAUCUCCUAGUCUUCCUUGCAAUUGCCAACUACAUUGGAGACAAGCGGGGCAUUCAAGACAAAAAAGGAAAUGUGAUAACUCACAUCACCGAUGCAAAGGCCUGGACAGUCCCGUAUGAGAAGCGUCAUGUUGUUCACACAAACCAGCAUCUAACGUGGCAUUGCGACAUGGGUGCCGAUGUUCUAGCCCUCCAAGUGCGCCAAGUCGCCGCAAGGGGCGGAGCUACCAUGGUAGCUUCGUCUUGGAAAAUCUACAAUAUCGUCGCUUCUGAGCGACCGGAUGUGAUCCGAGUUCUAGCCGAACCAAACUGGCCUGUCCAUGUCUCCAACCGCAAGUCUCGUCAUGUCCUCGCCUCUCUGCUGGAGUUUCAUGACGGCAAGCUGCUGAUGAACUUCGACCCGAGCCGAUUGGGAACUCAUCCGGCCAUGAAGCCCCGCCGCUCGCGGCCCGUCGCUAUACCCUCCCUCACAGAGGCCCAACAGGAAGCACUUCGCGUGGUGGCGGCUGUCGCGGAAAGGAAUAGCUUACAGCUUGGCACCAAGGCGGGAGACAUCCUAUUCAUCAACAACUGGGCUCUCCUUCACGCGCGUAGUGCGUAUACGGAUUCCGGUGAGGAGGCCGAGGGUCAAGGGACAGUCAACCAACGGCGCCAUUUACUUCGCCUCUGGAUUCGAAACUCGCAGCUGGGCUGGAAGAUUCCAGAAAACCUUCGAGCUCCUUGGGAGGCGGCUUUCAGCUACGCGGACGAGGGCUAUGUUUCGGGGGACCAUCAGAACGGUGCAGUCACUCAGCUAAGAUAUCCCGUCAUGCCAGAACCGGAUUACAAGCCAGCAAGAUACACGACCGGAUCCGCUGCAUUCGUAAUUGAAGACAGCGAGAGCGAGUAUGACGAUGAGUGA